AUGCGGCUGACGCUCACGCAUCUCCUGCCACUGCUGGCGCUGGGCCAUGCUGUCACAGAUGUGGACUUCUACGGCCAGUCGCCGCCUGUCUACCCAGCCCCCCAUGCCAAAGGCCUCGGCAGCUGGGCGUCCGCCUUCAGCGCCGCGGAGGCCCUGGUGGGCGAGAUGACGCUCGAGGAGAAGCUCAACGUCACGGGCGGCCACACCAACCCCGCCAACACGUGCAGCGGGAAUACAGGCAGCGUGCCGCGCCUGGGGUGGCCGGGCCUGUGCCUCCAGGACGCGGGCAAUGGCGUGAGGGCCGCGGACCUGACCAACUCGUACCCGAGCGGCAUCCACGUCGGCACCAGCUGGGACAGGAACCUGACCUACCGGAGGGGCCUCGAGAUGGGCAGGGAGUUCCGCGCCAAGGGGGCCAACGUCGCCCUGGGGCCCGUCGCCGGGCCCCUGGGGAGGACCGCCCUCGGCGGCCGCAACUGGGAGGGCUUUGCUGCUGACCCGUACCUGUCCGGGACCCUGAAUGCGGAGACGAUCAAGGGCAUCCAGGACGCCGGGGUCAUCGCAAACCUGAAGCACCUGAUCGCAAACGAGCAAGAGACCUGGCGGCGGCCGUACAACGACACCGAGGCCGCGUCGUCCAACAUCGAUGACAAGACGUUGCACGAGCUGUAUCUCUGGCCGUUUGUGGAUGGCGUGCGGGCUGGCGCUGCCAGUGUCAUGUGCUCUUAUAAUCGGGUCAACAAUUCGUACGGCUGCCAGAACAGCAAGCUCAUGAACGGUCUUCUGAAGACGGAGCUCGAGUUCCAGGGUUUCGUCGUCUCGGACUGGAACGCCAGGACUGGUGGUAUAGCUGGGCCUCUCGCCGGGCUCGACAUGAUCAUGCCUAAUGGAACUAGUUGGGCUGCCAAUCUGACCGAAUCAGUGAAGAAUGGUUCGGUCACCGAGGAAAGGAUCGAUGAUAUGGCUCACAGGAUCCUCGCAGCCUGGUAUCUGCUCGGCCAGAACGACACGAGCUUCCCCAGUCCUGGGAUUGGUAUACAGAACCUCAGCCUGCCACAUGAGCUCAUUGACGCACGAAGCCCCGAUGCAGACCAAGUGCUUCUCGAAGGAGCCGCCGCGGGACAUGUGCUUGUGAAGAACGUCAACAACUCAUUACCACUUCAGAACCCGAAGAUGUUGUCCGUCUUCGGCUACGAUGCUCAAGCGCCGCCGACGAAAAACAUCGACAAGCUGUUUGAGCUUGGCUACCAAUCGCAGCCGGAAAUGGCCGACGCGGUCCUGGGCUUCGAGGCGCACUUUUCACAGCGAGCUUACGAUGGGGUCAUAUUCGCGGGUGGCCGAAGCGGUUCCAACGGGCCGUCGUACAUCGAUUCUCCCUUCGGCGCUUUGACCCAGCGCGCCAAAGAGACCCGAACUUACCUGAACUGGGACCUGCGCUCCGGCAACCCGCUCGUCAACCCCAUGUCCGAUGCCUGCCUGGUGUUCAUCAACGCCAUGGCGACCGAGGGUUGGGACCGGGACGGGCUGCACGAUGACUUCAGCGAUGGACUGGUGCUGAACGUCGCGUCCAAAUGCGCCAACACCAUCGUUGUCAUCCACGCCGCCGGCAUCCGGCUGGUGGACCAGUGGAUCGAGCACCCGAACGUCACGGCCACCAUCAUCGCGCACCUUCCCGGCCAGGACAUCGGCGAGUCCCUCGUCAGCCUGCUGUACGGCGAGAUAUCCCCGUCCGGGAAGCUGCCGUACACCCUCGCCCGGAACGAGAGCGACUAUGGGGGCCUGUACGAGCCGUGCAAGCCCGCCUCGGAAGACGACCACUUCCCGCAGUGCAACUACACGGAGGGGGUCUACAUCGACUACCGCCACUUCGAUGCUAAUAACAUCGAGCCUCGCUUCGAGUUCGGAUUCGGCCUGAGCUACACCACCUUCGAGUACUCAGGCGGCGCCGUCCAGUCCGCACCGGUGCCGAGCAACCUGUCGCAGCGCGUCAUCACAAGCGACUCGAUAUGGGACGUCGCAGCCACCGUGACGGCUGAGAUCACCAACACGGGCUCCGUGGCCGCCGAGGAGAUAGCACAGCUGUACGUCGGCAUCCCCGACGGGCCCGCGAAGCAGCUCCGCGGGUUCGAGAAGGUGAAGCUCUCCCCGGGGGAGCAGGCCGACGUGGCCUUCGAGCUGACGAGGCGCGACCUUAGCGUCUGGGACGUGGUGUCACAGAGCUGGGUUGUGCAACCGGGGCGCUACGACGUGUAUGUUGGCUCGAGCAGCAGGGACAUUCGCUGGGAGGGGGUGUAUGAGAUUUGA
Molecule: messenger RNA, 2304 nt
Organism: Diaporthe citri
Lineage: Eukaryota; Fungi; Ascomycota; Sordariomycetes; Diaporthales; Diaporthaceae
Exons: 4
Coding region: 1-2304 (767 amino acids)
Biological process (GO): glucan catabolic process
Molecular function (GO): beta-glucosidase activity
Source: RefSeq, a predicted model, not a curated record